AUGAAAAAUUAUCUAUGUGAAGAAGAAUCUCAAAUACAAACUAUUGAUUAUAUCUAUGAAGAAUUUAGAAAAGAAGUAAAGUUCUCAUACAUAAUAUAAUAGUUUGAUAUAAUACUAAAUAAAUGUAUUGCCUUUGAUCAUUGUACCUAUAUUAUAGAUUACUACUAUAAUUUUAAAAUAGGGCUUAAAGAACAAAUUAAUAAACUUGAUCCAAAUACAAGAGUAAUCAAUUAUUUAAACUUAGUUAUAUAAAUAACUAUGUUAAUUAGAUGAUAUCUCAGAAAAAUCACUUGAAAUUAUCAAAAUGCUUAAUGAAUAUGAAGAAUGUAUAAUAUCAUUCAAUUCUAAUUAGAUCGAUUUCCUUCUAAAGUAUAAACUAUUAAAUCUUUCAAAUCUUUUGCUCCAAAAGCACUUCAAAAAAAGAAAACUGUGUAAUUGUGUGAAAGCUUUAUGUUUGAAGAAAAUUAAGGACUCCCUUAAAAUAGUUUGAGAAAUAGUCAAUUAUAAGUUAUUUAAGAAGAGAAUCUUAAAGAAGAUGAAAUUAUUCCAGAUCAAUUCGAACAAUAAGUUGUCGAAUCUGAAAUACAUUCGAAAAACAAGCUUCUUCAAAAUAAUAUUAUCAUGAAUCCUGAAUAAGAAGAAUUAAAUAAUAUAGAAAUGAGAAUGCAAAAGGCUAUAAAUUUAUAUAAAGAAGCUUUACUAGAUGAAGCUCUAGAAAUUAUAUAGGAUAUUUUUCUUAAGUUAAAUUAUAAAUAAGCUUAAUGGUUUAAAGAGAAAAAUUAUUAAGAAUUCUAUGAAGAUUUAAAAGAGAAAAAGAUUAUACUUACAUAGAAUUUAAAUGAAUUAGAUUCAGGAGGAUGGAGAAUUGAAAAAUAAACAUAAAAUUUAAUCAUUAAAUAUAAACUUUUUGAGGAAGAAUAAACAGUUACUGUUUAUUUAGACUCUGUAUUUGAAGCAAAUAUAACAAAAUUAAUGGCAUUAAUAAAUGAAAUAGAUUUAUAUUAAAAUUAUGUUCCAUUUUGUUAAAGAUCAUCAAUGAAUAAAUAAUUAAGUAAGACUUGUAAAAUUUGUGAUAUAAUUGUAUACUUUCCAUUUAUUUCAGAUAGAAGAGCUGUUUUUGUUGGAGAAGGAAUUGAUAGACUUAUGAUUAAUGGAACAAUAGUUUUUGUUUGUAAGUCUAUUGAUUAGAAUAUCGAAUAUUAAUAAAAACAUGAUAUUCAUUUUUAAACAAAUAAAAAACUUGUUAGUUUGAUAAUCAAUUACUAUAUUUUUGAAUUGACUCCUAUUAAUAAUAAUAAAUGUAGAGUACGUGCUAUUACUAAUUCAAAUCCAUAGGUUAAAUAUCUACCUAAUUGGAUUAUUGGAUAUUUGGCUAGAAAAGUAAUUGUAUUAUUUAAUUUUUUAGAUGGCACAUGAAUUAUUUGAAAGAAUGGAAAAAAUAACUAAGAAUUUUGAGAAAUCUCCUUGGUUUGAAAAAUAUAAUCAAAACAUAGAAUUUUAUUAGUGGAUUGACUAAAAAGUAUAGAAAUACUUUGAAUUACGUUAAAAAUGA
Molecule: messenger RNA, 1552 nt
Organism: Paramecium sonneborni
Lineage: Eukaryota; Ciliophora; Oligohymenophorea; Peniculida; Parameciidae
Source: the annotation of a GenBank genome assembly